AUGGCUGAAGGGCGUGCAGACACAGCACCAUCCCUGGACACACUCAGCCUCUGCCAGCUGCUGGAACUUGCCAUUGGGUCACCCGAGCAUGGCACCGUCCAUUUUGCGGCCAUGCGAAGGCUGCUGGAGGCUCUGCUGGUGCACCUGAAUGUGCAGUACCUGACUGCCCAGGAUCCGUGGCCGGGCUUGCCAAGUGGCCCCUCACUUGCUGACAUGGUCACUGGCAUGGAACAGAUGAAGAAAGAGAUUCAAAACUACCAAAAAAAGGCUAGGGGUCAUCAAGACGUUAUUGGUGGGAUAAAGGCAGAAAAUACCCGCAUGUCUGAGGUCAUCAAGAACAUCCAGGAGGCACAGGCAACGGCUGCUGCCCAGCAUCUUCAGGAGACAGAGAGUUUAAAGAUUUCCCAGCGUCGCCUGAUAGAGGACAUGAAGAAGAUCCAGAACUCACGGGAUGAGGACAUGCUUGCCGUCCAGGACCUCCGGGAGGAGAUUGACAAGAUAAAGAUGGCACUGGCCUUCUUGGAAGAAGAAAUAAAGAAGAUAAAGGAAGCCCUUGCCUUAGUGAGCUGCUGGGUGGUGUCAUCUUUGGGCUCUCAUGGGGAACUUCAACAUGGCUCCACAAGCAGGAUGAAGAAGCUGGAGGAGGACAUUAAAAAGCUGAGGACAGAUACAGCCAAGUGGAAAGAAGAGAUUAACAAGGAGAUCUCUCAUAAAAUUGAGUAA
Catharus ustulatus (Swainson's thrush) is the source of this 723-nucleotide messenger RNA. RefSeq lists its product as uncharacterized. The record is from RefSeq and is a predicted model, not a curated record. The coding region runs from base 1 to 723 and encodes 240 amino acids. NCBI's taxonomy places the organism in Eukaryota, Metazoa, Chordata, Aves, Passeriformes, Turdidae. The transcript has 5 exons.